Molecule: messenger RNA, 306 nt
Organism: Sphenostylis stenocarpa
Lineage: Eukaryota; Viridiplantae; Streptophyta; Magnoliopsida; Fabales; Fabaceae
Source: the annotation of a GenBank genome assembly
AUGCCCCUCGCCGCAAACCCUAAUCCCAAUCCAACACUGCUCCCUCUAUCACCCGCGUUACUCUUUCCUGUUGGCACUCCCCCGCAGCUCCUCGGCGCACCACAAUUCUCCCCCGUCCCCGCGCCCCACCUGGUUUACCAAAAACCUACCGUUUUGCCGCCCGACAUUGCCAGUGCCCCCGCGCCGCCGCAGAUGCAACCGAUGAUGUCGUACCAGGUUCUACUCAACAAUCCGGUCAUGCGACCCUUCGCUCUGAUCCCUAACGGCUACACUCCAUCUCCGACCACAAACCCCCGGGAAUUGUAG